GUUUAAUAGGGCCAUUUUGGUUUUGUUUCUAUCGUAAUCGUUCCCUUUUCCAUUUUCAUUUCAUUGCUUGUGUAAGUUCAACGAGUUUCUCUGCAGCACAACGUUUGGGUUUUGAAGAACAGAGCAUAAGGUCAUCACUUUGCACAGCAUCUACCAUCAUUCAAAAGGUAAAAAUGGAUUUCUUUAGAGAAUUGAGAGAGCUAUGGGGUAACCAGGGUAGGGAGGAAGAAGAGGGGGUGAUUGCCGCGGAACCUAUCGUGAUGAUAGUACCACCGUGUCUACAGGAUUUGCCGGAGACAAUGACGCCGGAGAGUAGCACCAGUUCAAGCGUCGGAGACAAUGAUGACGGCCACCACGCUUCACCGUCCAGCAGCUCGCCUUUUGGGGAUUCGUCAAAUCAUGAGGAAGAGCAAGAGAACGUAGGUGGUAACAAACAGGGUCUGCCUGCGACUGGAGAAUGGGAGAGUAAGGUACUCCCGGGCAGACUGAGUAACAUACGCAAGGCUCCUAAGGAUUUGCCUGCCGGAUUUAGAUUCAGGGCGGCGCUUCAUCACGAAGUAGCGGAUAGUGCGCCAUCAAUAAGUGGGUACAAGAGGCUGGAGGAGAUGGUAAGGGAGUACCAAAUCCCCAGGACAAUAUUGCUGCGAACUGGCGGGCAGAACGAGAGGGCUUGCUCGGUGUCGCAGGCGGGCUGGAUACCCUUGUAUGCAGAUCAUUUUGACGCUGGUCUGCGAUUUCCCCUGCCCGGGCUGGUAUUCGACCUGCUGGCAGACUACGAGCUGGCUUUGACGCAGCUGACGCCCAACAGCAUAAGUUUCAUUGUGGGCUUUAUGCUGUUGUGUGCGAGAUUGGAGGUACCGGCCAAGGCGAUAGUGUUCAGAUCUAGAGGCCCUGUUACCCUGGAGCUGCUCGCCGUGUUCGGGUUUGUCGACGUGGCAAACCUGUUCACAGAAGGAGAAAUGAGCAGCAUUCUCGAAUGCCAAUGCCUACGAGCACAGAGCUCACGCGAUCGUGGGCCGGGCAGCACCACACAGAGACAGACGGUGUUCGACGAGCGGUCGCCUGCAGCGCCUCAAUCACGCAGCUCGUCCCAUCGAGGAUCCAUCUUGGCAUCUAGGCCGCGGACUGAGCAUAGCCUCAAUCACGCAGCUCCCAGUGCACGUAGGCGUGCACGUGAGGAGACGGAGAGCGAAGAGGAUGAGGUUUCCCUCGCUCGGCGCAAAACAAGCGGGGGGACUCAGCCCGCGCAGGCGGCUCGUCCUGCAACCGUGCGUUCACCCAACGCACCAUCAGCGACUGCGCGGGCAGCAAUAGAGCUCACCUCUGCAUCGGCUUCGAUGUUGGGCCCCAGGAUUGCUUAUCCUGAGGGCUUUAGCUAUGUGCGGGCGGAGUGCCAGCCCGCCAUGGUGCAAGGCAUGCACAGCUUUGUGCCCCCUGCCGAUAGUAAGCGGGCAAAAGCUUUUGUGCAGCAGCAUGGCAGCCAGGUCGCCAUGAUAAAACUGAUGGAUCUGGCUGCAGAGAAGGCUAGCCUCGUGGACGACGUCAACCGUCUACAAGGCUCUGAAAUGGCCAACCGAGCAGCUGCAGCGGAGAGUCGAGCUGAAGAGCUCGCAAAUAGGAUCAAUGAGCUUAAGGAGGAGCUAGAGCGAGCCCGUGCUGAGAGAGAAAGUGGGAUUCAAGCGGCGAAGGAUGAGGCCGCUCGGGUCGCUGAGGCUGACAAGAACCUCAGCGCUACCAAAGAGGCGCUGAACGAAUUGAAGGCAUCUCAUGUGCGCUCCGUCGGUACUGCCCGAGCCCAAAGAGCAGAAUGGCUGGUCGGCUCGUCCACGUUCCAAGACGCAGUGGCGGUGGCGUCUGCUAACAUGACCACGGAGAUCUACAACGAGAUCCAUGGUAAGGUGUUGCACCACCGCCCUGACUUCCCCAUCCACAAGCUGGCGUUCUUCGAUGGGGAAGAUAUUGACGAGCAGGGUAAGAGCCUUGCUCCCCUGGCUGACACAACGGUGCGGUUGAGAUGGGAUCUCAACGAGGAGGGAGUUCCUGUCUGGCCUCCCUCAGUUUUAAAAGAAGGGGAGGACCCAGUGGGGCUGCCUUCCUUUGACGGAUGGGUGGAAGGGGCUCCUGUUGCUGAGCAGGAGCCAUCUAGCACUCCACCAGACUCUCAGCCCGCCGUGGUGCCAACUCGAUCUCCCGUUAUGGCACCAGCUUCAGAGGUCGCUGCUCGCUCGCCACCAAAUCGCUCAUCUCCGCCUAUAGCUGACGCAUCCAUGCCCGUCGAUUUAACGAAUGACUAGGCUUAAGACUUUUUUCUUUUGUUCCUUUGUAUUUUCUUUUGAUUACUUGUAUUGAUCAAUGACAUUAUAUGUCAUGUACUUCAACUGUAAAUGGUCAUUGAUGAAAUACAAAUUGAAUUUCCUU
Messenger RNA from Rubroshorea leprosula, 2418 nucleotides. The record is from the annotation of a GenBank genome assembly. Lineage: Eukaryota; Viridiplantae; Streptophyta; Magnoliopsida; Malvales; Dipterocarpaceae.